This is a messenger RNA of Melospiza melodia melodia, 3095 nucleotides long. Its product is annotated as putative PIP5K1A and PSMD4-like protein. Gene Ontology annotation, molecular function: 1-phosphatidylinositol-4-phosphate 5-kinase activity. The coding region runs from base 15 to 2924 and encodes 969 amino acids. The transcript is spliced from 25 exons. Gene Ontology annotation, biological process: phosphatidylinositol phosphate biosynthetic process. Lineage: Eukaryota; Metazoa; Chordata; Aves; Passeriformes; Passerellidae. The record is from RefSeq and is a predicted model, not a curated record. Gene Ontology annotation, cellular component: plasma membrane.
GCGCGCGCUCCAAGAUGGCGGCGGCGGCGGCGGGGCCCGAGUCCGGCGGCAGCAGCGGCAGCAGCGGCGGCCUCGGCGGAUCCAACACCUUCAAAAAGUCCCUGACUCCUGAGAUGCCAGGAGGAUCCCAGACCAUCCGGAAAGGCCACAGAGGAGUGGAUUCCACGGGGGAAACCACCUACAAAAAGACGACGUCGUCGGCGCUGAAGGGCGCCAUCCAGCUGGGCAUCACGCACACCGUGGGCAGCCUGAGCACCAAGCCCGAGCGCGACGUGCUCAUGCAGGACUUCUACGUCGUGGAGAGCAUCUUCUUCCCCAGCGAGGGCAGCAACCUGACGCCCGCCCACCACUACAACGAUUUCCGCUUCAAGACCUACGCGCCCGUGGCCUUCCGCUACUUCCGGGAGCUCUUCGGCAUCCGCCCCGACGACUACCUGUACUCCCUGUGCAGCGAGCCCCUGAUCGAGCUCUCCAACUCGGGCGCCAGCGGCUCGCUGUUCUACGUCAGCAGCGACGACGAGUUCAUCAUCAAAACCGUGCAGCACAAGGAGGCCGAGUUCCUGCAGAAGCUCCUGCCCGGAUACUACAUGAACCUGAACCAGAACCCGCGCACGCUGCUGCCCAAGUUCUACGGGCUGUACUGCGUGCAGGCGGGCGGCAAGAACAUCCGCAUCGUGGUGAUGAACAACCUGCUGCCGCGCUCGGUGCGCAUGCACCUCAAGUACGACCUCAAGGGCUCCACCUACAAGCGCCGCGCCUCGCCCAAGGAGCGCGACAAGGCCUUCCCCACCUUCAAGGACCUGGACUUCAUGCAGGACCUGCCUGACGGGCUCUUCCUGGACGCCGACAUGUACAACGCGCUCUGCAAGACGCUGCAGAGGGACUGCCUGGUGCUGCAGAGUUUCAAGAUCAUGGAUUACAGCCUGCUGGUGGCCAUCCACAGCCUGGACCAGGCGCAGCGCGAGCGCGCGGCCGCCGGAGCCCCCCGGGACGGCGACGGCGACCGGGACCCCCGCGGGCGGCCGGCGGCGCAGAGAGCGCUCUACUCGACGGCCAUGGAGUCCAUCCAGGGCGAGGCGCGGCGGGGCGGCACCAUCGAGACCGAUGAUCAGAUGGGCGGAAUUCCCGCCCGGAAUUCCCGGGGGGAGCGGCUGCUGCUCUACAUCGGCAUCAUCGACGUCCUGCAGUCCUACAGGUUCGUGAAGAAGCUCGAGCACUCCUGGAAGGCCCUGGUGCACGAUGGGGACACGGUGUCCGUGCACCGGCCCAGCUUCUACGCCGAGCGCUUCCAACGCUUCAUGUGCCACACGGUGUUCCACAGGAUCCCACUGAAGCCGUCCCCGUCCAAGAAGAGCCGCGGCGGCGCCGCCGUGCCCAGGAGGAGCUGCCAGGGGGGGACCCCGGCCCCGAACCCGGCCCCGAACCCGAACCCGGCCGGGGGCGACGCCAGGGCCCCCCCGGGCCCCGACGGGGACCCCGAGCAAGGCUCCCGCCCGGACCUGCUCCCGCGCUCGGUGCCGGACGCCGCCGGGGCCGCGCUGGCUCCGUCCCUGUCCCUGUCCCUGUCCCCGUCGCCGUCCCUGUCCAGCCCCUCCCUGGGCAGCGCCGGAGCCACCUCCCCCCCCAGCAGGUCCGUGGGGGUUGAGGUGCACCCGGGCCCCGCUGCAGCUCCCGCAGCCUCCCUGCCCAGCGGAUCCCCCGGGCCCUCCCUGCCCCUGGAGCUGGAGGAGCUGCCGGAGACCGAGAUCAGCUUUGAAGGAGCCAAGAUGGUUCUGGAGAGCACCAUGGUGUGCGUGGACAACAGCGAGUACAUGCGGAACGGGGACUUCCUGCCGACGCGGCUGCAGGCGCAGCAGGACGCCGUCAACAUCGUGUGCCACUCCAAGACGCGCAGCAACCCCGAGAACAACGUGGGACUCAUCACCCUGGCCAAUAACUGCGAGGUGCUGACCACGCUGACCCCGGACACCGGGCGCAUCCUGUCCAAGCUGCACACGGUGCAGCCCAAGGGCAAGAUCACCUUCGGCACCGGCAUCCGCGUGGCACACCUGGCACUGAAGCACCGGCAGGGCAAGAACCACAAGAUGAGAAUCAUCGCCUUCGUGGGCAGCCCCGUGCACGACAGCGACAAGGACCUGGUGAAGCUGGCCAAGCGUCUGAAGAAGGAGAAGGUCAACGUGGACAUCAUCAACUUCGGGGAGGAGGAGGCCAACACGGAGAAGCUGACGGCGUUCAUCACGGCGCUCAACGGCAAGGACGGCAGCGGCUCCCACCUGGUGACGGUGCCGCCGGGGCCCAGCCUGGCCGACGCCCUCAUCAGCUCCCCCAUCCUGGCGGGCGAGGGCGGCGCCAUGCUGGGGCUGGGCGCCUCCGACUUCGAGUUCGGCGUGGAUCCCAGCGCUGACCCCGAGCUGGCUCUGGCCCUGCGCGUGUCCAUGGAGGAGCAGCGGCAGCGGCAGGAGGAGGAGGCGCGCAGGGCGGCCGCGGCCUCGGCGGCGGAGGCCGGCAUCGGAGCCACCGGCGGAGAUGAGUCGGACGAGGCCCUGCUCAAGAUGACCAUCGGGCAGCCGGACUUUGGCCGCGCGGGGCUGCCGGACCUGAGCUCCAUGAGCGAGGAGGAGCAGAUCGCCUACGCCAUGCAGAUGUCCCUGCAGGGCGCCGAGUUUGCCCAGGCCGAGGCGGCCGAGGUGGACAGCGGGGCGGCCAUGGACACCUCCGAGCCCGCCAAGGAGGAGGACGACUACGACGUGAUGCAGGACCCCGAGUUCCUGCAGAGCGUGCUGGAGAACCUGCCCGGCGUGGAUCCCAACAACGAGGCCAUCCGCAACGCCAUGGGCUCGCUGGCCUCGCAGGCGCACCGCGAGCAGGGCCGCGAGCCGCGCGAGCCGCACCGCGGCGACAGGAAGGACGAGGAGAAGAAGUGAGAGACGCGGAACCCCGGGAAUUGCGGAGAUAAAUAUGGAAUUAAAGGCAUCUCUUGGGAAUGGUGGGAAUAAAGGAGUUCUUUGGGAGUUACGGGAAUAAUUGAAGGGAGUUUCUUGGGAAUGGGGGGGAGUUGUUGGGUGUUGCGCGAAUAAUAAAGGGAGUGGAAGUGA